This is a messenger RNA of Helianthus annuus (common sunflower), 1047 nucleotides long. Its product is annotated as bidirectional sugar transporter SWEET4. The record is from RefSeq and is a predicted model, not a curated record. Gene Ontology annotation, biological process: carbohydrate transport. The transcript has 5 exons. The coding region runs from base 125 to 871 and encodes 248 amino acids. Gene Ontology annotation, molecular function: sugar transmembrane transporter activity. Lineage: Eukaryota; Viridiplantae; Streptophyta; Magnoliopsida; Asterales; Asteraceae. Gene Ontology annotation, cellular component: membrane.
CUUCAAAGGGUAUUUAUGUCUUUUCCCAAAAUCAUGCCCAUGAUUUAUAGAUUGGAACAUUAUCGCAUUCAAGAAAAAGCUCAUCCAAACCAUCUCUCUCUAGAAUCAAUUCUCAGUCUCAGCCAUGGUUUCUGAAGAAGUUGCCCGCACUUCACUUGGUGUCUUAGGAAAUAUCAUUUCAAUCACAUUAUUCUUGUCAGUUGUGCCAACGUUUUUCCGCAUAUGGAAGAAAGGAAGUGUGGAACAAUAUUCACCGAUUCCAUAUUUGGCUUCUUUCUUCAACUGUGGAUUAUGGGUGUUAUACGGCAUGCCAUUUGUCCAACCACAUAGCCUGCUCGUGGCCACUACCAAUGGAGCCGGGGUUGUGAUCGAGUUCGGCUACUUGGUCAUCUUUCUCAUGUAUUCUGACCCUAGAAAGAGGGUUAGGGUUGCGUUGAUAAUGUUACUUGAGAUUUUAGUCGUUGGUGGGCUCGUUCUUUUGGUGCUAACCUUAGUGCACACAACAAAAAAGCGAUCAAGUAUUGUUGGGAGCAUAAGCAUUGCGGCUAAUGUCUUUAUGUACGCUUCACCAUUGUCUGUCAUGAGAUUGGUGAUCACGACUAGAAGCGUGGAGUAUAUGCCUUUUCUACUCUCAUUGUUUUGCUUCUGUAACGGUCUUUGUUGGUUUCUAUACGCCCUUUUACCUUUUGAUCCCUUUGUUGCGGUACCUAACGGGAUCGGGGCAGUUUUAGGUAUUCUGCAACUGAUACUUUAUGCAACCUUCUAUAAAUCCACAAAGCGAAUGUUGGUGGAAAGAAAAGAGAAAGCGGAAAUGGGCCUAGCAGAAAUGGGCUCAUCCAAUAUGCACAAUGGCAACGAAACUAAUAUUUAAAAUAUUAAAGCUUGGGCCUAAUGGGCCACAACCCACUUUUCUUGAACUACUACAAAGUGACCAUAUGGAUUAUGGCGAGAUAACGAGCCUAUUAUGAGUUACUUUUUUACUAUCAAUUUUUCACUUUUUCUUUUAGUUAAUUAACCAUAUUUCUUAAUAAAUAUUUUUAUAAGUUA